AUGUUCUAUACGCGGGGAACAAGAGACGACUAUGAUAGGAUUGCGAAUGUGACAGAAGACGAGGGCUGGUCUUGGGAUCACCUCUUUCUGUAUAUGCUCAAGAGCGAGCGGUGGACGGCACCCUCGGACGGCCACAACACAACUGGCCAGUUCGAUCCUUCCGUGCACAGAUCUUCAGGCAUCGAAUUCCGUGGCCCUGAGCGCGGGAAUGCCGUUCAAUCUGGACAUGAACUCGGGCAAUCCACUGGGGAUAGGCUGGAAGAAAGAACAGGAUGGAAGCAAGCCAUCACAACAAAUGGUCUCAGAAGCAGUGCCGCGACAUCCUAUCUGGCGCCCAACUUCAUCAACCGACCCAAUCUUCACGUUGUCCUCAACACUCAAGUCACACGCGUUCUUUCGCAUAAAGACGCGUUGUCGUUCACGACCGUGGAGUACAUCACAGCCCAAGGGAACCGAUCCACCAUUACAGCAGGAAAAGAGGUCAUCCUGUCUGCCGGCGCUGUAGGCACUCCGCAUAUCUUGCUUCACUCGGGGAUCGGGGAUGCCCACGCACUUUCAAAGCUUGGCAUCUGGCCCGUGCACAAUCUACCCUCUGUCGGCCAAAAUCUCACGGACCAUCCUGCCCUGCACACGUUGUGGCUGGUGAACUCGACCAACACGUACGAGACCCUGAAACGGAACGCCACCGUCGCUGUGGCGGCACUCGCAGAGUGGACUCAGAUGAAGCAGGGUCCACUGGUCACUGGCCCCGGAAGCCACAUUGGCUGGGCACGUGUCUCAGGCAACGAUUCGACAAUCUUCGACAACACCGCUGACUCCUCUGCGGGCCCAACCUCGCCGCACUUCGAGCUCAUCUUUGCGCCUGGUUCUUUGGGACCUCCCCCACCGACUGGAAACUUGAUGGGCUGCACUUCGAUUGUUGUUUCUCCAUCAUCUCCUGCACCCGCCUUCUCUGACUACGUCAUCACACAGCUGGGUUACAAUGCCACAGCCACCGACGCCGAUCUCGACACGUUCAUCCAGGAACAAGUGGGGUCUAUAUUCCAUCCUGUAGGUACUGCGGCAAUGACCAAGCGGGGAGCGGAUUACGGUGUUGUGGAUCCUGAUUUAUUGGUCAAGGGAUUGAAAGCGUUAAGAGUGGUAGAUCUGUCCGUUUUGGUUAGUGAGCAGGCCUUGAUCCAGUAUCGACGGGCAAUUGCUGACAAUCGCGAUGGCCAUUUGUUCCUGCUGCACACACCCAGGCGGCGGCAUAUUUUAUCGGGGAACGAGCUUCUGAUCUGA
Molecule: messenger RNA, 1281 nt
Organism: Mycena citricolor
Lineage: Eukaryota; Fungi; Basidiomycota; Agaricomycetes; Agaricales; Mycenaceae
Source: the annotation of a GenBank genome assembly